UUCUCUUAUACGACAGUCUAGUCAGUCACGUCACCUCUAGCAUGCUCAUUUUGAAACACGCGACAAAUUAGCAGUUAUUUUUAGAGACAUUUCAGUUUCAGCUACAUCGUGUUUAUUGGAUUGACUGUUUUCGGUGUUCACAAUUUAACCAGGAAUUUGGUUUAUUUCCAUGGAUGGGUAGCGUUGAUGGCUGAUGUAUAGAUUGUCUUCCCUAAAAACGUCGUCAUAUGUUGCUUAUGAUUUAAACAUUGGACUAUCUAUGAGUACAGGUUACUGAAUUGUUCCAUGGAUGUCAAUAAAAAAAUGCCACGAACAAGGGAAAAGAAAAUUUUUCCUGGUAAAAGACAACAACAACGAAUGUUUCGAGAACAAGGAACAAAAUGAGACAGCAUCUACCACAAUUUCCUUUGGGAGAAACAACGAGGAAUUUGUUGGUUUCACGCCAAACACAAAAUGGUGUUUCUCAGGUCAUGAUGGUGACGAUGAUCAGAACAUGGACAGAAUUUCUACUGAUAAGUGUAAUGCUGCUUCAACAACUGCAACAUGUCCGGAGGGAAGUGAAACGGAGUCAAUGUGUGACAGUGCCGACUCGUAUGAUAUUCUAAGUCCAAAUGGCAGCGACGAUGAUGGAGUCCCUGUUAGUGACUCCGACGAAGAAUCCUAUCAGGAUUGCCUGGAUGAAGAUGUCAAUGUUGCAGAUGACAGCCAGAGGUAUGAAAUUAAAAGUGAACUGGCAAAAUGGACUAUUGAAUGCGGAAUCCCACGCACACAUAUUAGUAGAUUGUUGUGCAUUCUAAGAAAGUGUAACGGAUUGUCACAUUUGACUAAAGAUUAUCGUACUCUUUUGAAAAUUGCUCGCCAAGGGUCUACAAAAGAUGUCCAACCCGGAUAUUAUUUCCAUUUUGGUUUAUCAAAUGGUAUAUUAAAAUCGCUAUACUAUCUGUAUUUCGAACCUUCCAAGUGCAAUAAAACUUAGCAUUAAUAUUGACGGGAUUCCUCUGGCAAAAAGUAGUAAUAGCCAAUUUUGGCCGAUAUUAGCAAAUAGUUCGUGAAAUAAAUAAAUUCGUGGGUUUCAGGGUUCAAAACCAUUUGUUGUAGGUAUUUAUCACGGAAAAACAAAGCCAACCAUGGUCAAUGACUAUUUGUGAGAUUUCGUCGAAGAGGCAUUACAAUUAGAAUUGGAGGGUGUAAGAUUUCGAGGGACCACCAUUUUUGUUUCGGUUGUUGCUUUUAUAUACGAUUUGCCUGCAAAAUCUUUUAUUACUCGUGUCAAAGGACACACCGGACUUUAUAGUUGCACGAAAUGCGAAACAAAAGGAACUUUGUACAACCCAAAUGUAAAUAAUCCUAACUCUAGCCGAGUAACAUUUCCGCAACUAAAUGCGUUACCAAGGACUGAUCAUUCUUUUAGGAACAAAUUACAACCGGAACACCACAAAGGGGUUACAAUACUAGAAGAACUGGACAUAGAUUUAAUUUCUGGCAUACCAUUGGACCCCAUGCAUUUAACUGAUCUGGGGGUUACUAGAAAACUUUUCGUAAGUUGGAUUCGUGGAAAAAACCGGAAUGUAAAAUUGUCCUGUGAGAAGCAAAAUCUUUUAGCGAAGAGGAUUGAUCACGUUAGAUUCUAUAUUCCUGAUGAUUUUCCUAGGAAACUUGGGCCGCUUGAUCUCCUAGAUAGGUGGAAAAGCACUUGUUUUAGAAUGAUGAAACUAAGACUGGGGCCAGUUCUUAUGCGAGAUAUUUUAUCAGAUAACUUGUAUAAUAAUUUUUUGGAUUUUCACGUGGCUAUGACAUUGCUUUCAAAUCAACAAGAAAGCGCUAGACCCGAAAUAGUCCCUUAUUGUUCAGGCUUUUUAAAACAUUUUAUAGAAGAUGCCAUUGAAUUGUAUGGUAUGCAAUUUGUAUCUGCAAAUGUUCACAAUCUAAUUCAUUUAACGGAUGAUGUAAGGCGUUUUGGGAAUCUAGACUCAUUUAGUGCGUAUCCGUUUGAGAAUUACUUGCAAAUUAUUAAAAACCUUGUACGCAAAAGUGCUAAUCUCUUGCCACAGAUCGUAAAAAGGCUCAGUGAGAUCGAAAUCAGUCAAGUCCUUGAACCGAAUAAUGCACAAAUAGGAAACGUAAUACUUUUAGAUGGGCAUUUAACUGGGCCACUCUUACGUAACGGUACGGGAAAGCAAUAUAAAAAGGCAAAUUUUAAGACAUGGAAACUGAGUUCGAAAAAGCCCAACAAUUGCGUGUAUCUUAAUGACCUCGUCAUUGUGAUUAUAGAAAAUUUUGUCAAACAUCAUGGUCAACUGUACUUCAUUGGUAGGCAAUUCGAAAUCAGGGAUGAUUUGUACACAGCUCUUCUCAGAUCUAGCCAAGUAGGGAUUUAUGCUGUUAAAAAACCUGGCAAUUAAAAGCUGUGGUCAUUGUCUCACAUUAAAUGUAAAGCUUUUAUUGUUCCAUCGUUUUUCCCAGGGGAUGAUUCUUUUGUUGUUUCUCCACUGUUUGCGGAUAUCAAUGGUUCAAUUUGAAAUGUAUUUUUGAACAUUUGGUUUUGAUAUUAUUACCUGAUUUAAGAAGCUUAUGUUACACUGUACAAUACAGCUGUUCAUGCAA
Molecule: messenger RNA, 2604 nt
Organism: Daphnia magna
Lineage: Eukaryota; Metazoa; Arthropoda; Branchiopoda; Diplostraca; Daphniidae
Exons: 3
Coding region: 1500-2402 (300 amino acids)
Source: RefSeq, a predicted model, not a curated record